AUGACUGCACACCUCUCAAUCUACACCGACUUGGACCUGUGUCUUCUAAUUGUAACCAUCUCCCUGGUUUCUAACGGAAAUGGACGCUGCACCUUGUGGCUGUUGGGGCUACAGAAGAGCCAACGAAGUGCUAAGAGCAGCCAGAAUGUAGAAGAUGACAAGGAAGGGCACCUGGUGUGCCGGACUGGAGAUCGCAUCCUGGAGAGAUAUGAAAUAGUGGGAAAUCUGGGAGAGGGAACAUUUGGUAAAGUGGUAGAGUGCCUGGACCGUGACAGAGGCAAAACUCCCGUGGCUCUGAAAAUAAUACGUAAUGUGAAAAAAUACAGGGAGGCAGCCUUGCUAGAGAUUAAUGUCUUAAAGAAGAUUCGGGAGCAAGACCAAGAGAAUAAAUACAUGUGCGUGUUAAUGCGAGAUUGGUUUGAAUAUCAUGGACAUAUGUGCAUUGCGUUUGAGCUGCUGGGAAAAAGCACAUUUGAUUUCCAGAAAGAGAACGACUUUCUGCCAUAUCCACUUUCUCAAAUUCGUCACAUAGCCUACCAGGUUUGCAACGCAGUGAAAUUUCUCCAUGACAACAAGCUGACUCACACAGACCUGAAACCAGAGAAUAUACUGUUUGUCAGUUCAGAAUUUAACAUUGCUUACAAUGAGGAUAAGAAGUGUGAAGAGAAACAUAUAAAAAAUUCCAGCAUCCGUCUUGUAGAUUUUGGAAGCGCCACAUUUGAUCACGAAUACCAUACUACGAUUGUGGCUACACGCCACUAUCGCCCUCCUGAGGUUAUUUUGGAGCUGGGCUGGUCUCAGCCAUGUGACGUGUGGAGCAUAGGAUGUAUCCUGUUCGAAUAUUACACUGGCUUCACUCUCUUCCAGACCCAUAACAACCUGGAACACUUGGUAAUGAUGGAAAGAAUUCUUGGGCAAUUACCUCGACGUAUGGUGUACAAAACCAAGAAACAAAAGUACUUCCAAAAUGGUGCCUUGAUCUGGGAUGACAUGACCACAGAUGGACGAUAUGUCAGCAAGAAUUGCCACCCCUUACGUGUAAGGAAAUAUUACAAAGAUGUCUGA
Staurois parvus is the source of this 1065-nucleotide messenger RNA. The record is from the annotation of a GenBank genome assembly. NCBI's taxonomy places the organism in Eukaryota, Metazoa, Chordata, Amphibia, Anura, Ranidae.